CCCUUGGACACCUACAGACAUAAAUGAGCAAUGGUCCUUCUUGCUGUCCGCAAAGAUUUCUUGCAAUUUCAUGAUCCAACUUUCAUACGCCAUGGCUGACAGUCAGAAAGCGGCUAGAGCUGAGGAAAGCGGUGUAGCCGUUACACAAUCAGCAUCUGUCGACAACCCGGAGCCUACCAGUAGCACAGGCCCUAAUGUUGCAACCAACCACGGGCCCGUUCUAGAGGCCGAAGCAGAGGACAACAAUUUGACAGAUGACGAUGCCUCGGAUAGAGGAACAAGUGUGGCAUCUUCAAGCACAAGCCUAUCGAGCUCGAUCCUUCAGCAUCGCAUAGAGAAUGGGAGAACUUACCACAAGUACAAAGACGGAAAAUAUCUUUUCCCCAACGACGAGAGAGAGAAUGACAGGCUAGAUCUACAGCAUAACCUCUACCUAUUGACAUUGGAUUAUAAGCUGGGCCUUGCUCCCCCGAACAACGAGAAUUCGGGCGUUAAGCGCGUCCUGGACAUCGGAACAGGCACGGGACUCUGGGCCAUUGAAUUCGCCGAUGAGCACCCCGAAGCUGAGGUUCUAGGUGUCGAUCUUACUCCGGUGCAGACUCAAUUUGUUCCGCCGAACCUCAAAUUCGAAGUUGACGACCUUGAGCAACCCUGGACAUUCACCCAGCCUUUCGAUUAUAUCCAUAUUCGUGGUAUGACUUCCAGUGUCUCUGACUGGCACGGAUUCUUCAAGCAAGCAUACAAUGGCCUUACUCCCGGUGGUUAUAUCGAACUAUUCGAAGGUCAUGCGCGAACCCAGUCAGACGAUGGAUCCUUGACUCCUAAUCAUGCAUUAUGGCAGUGGGCUGACAAGCUGGACGAAUGCUGCAAGAUCCUCGGCCGUUCAUUCGUCCACGUCCCGAGUCUUGUUCCUAUUCUCGAAGAAGCUGGUUUCGUCGAUGUGACUAUUGUUCCGUUCAAGUGGCCCAUUGGCCCGUGGGCAAAAGAUCCGCAUUACAAAGAGCUUGGGGAGUGGGCUCUUGAGAAUGCAUCGGAGGGCCUCGAAGCCUGGACGAUGGCAGCACUAACCAGGGCGCUCGACUGGAGCAAUGCAGAGGUGCAAGCUUUCCUAGCUCAAGUCAGAAAAGAUCUGAAAGACCGGAGCAUCCAUCAUUACUGCCCUUUGUGAGUCACAGCCUCCAGUUCUUCGAAAAUCAAUGUGUCUUUUCACCUUCUCUUUCUCGCA
Colletotrichum phormii is the source of this 1225-nucleotide messenger RNA. Its product is annotated as S-adenosyl-L-methionine-dependent methyltransferase. Gene Ontology annotation, molecular function: methyltransferase activity. Bases 71 to 1168 code for a protein of 365 amino acids. The transcript has 8 exons. NCBI's taxonomy places the organism in Eukaryota, Fungi, Ascomycota, Sordariomycetes, Glomerellales, Glomerellaceae. The record is from RefSeq and is a predicted model, not a curated record.